AUGUUCCCGUACGGCGCUCCGCGUCCGCGGCCGUUGCGCAAUAACAGCGGCGCACCGCCCAUGAUUCUGUACUCGCCGCCGCCACCGUAUGGUGGCAUCGGAUACGGCCCUUUCGGGGAGCCUAUACUCCUUCCGCCGCCGUACGCCGCUGCCCUGCCGUACCCGCCGUACUACGGCGGACCCGCCGGCUUCGGCAACACCACGCCAAUGCACGCCGUCCACGCUGUGCAGGGAGUCGACUUCGACGCGGCGCGCGCACACGGCGUCAGCUCGGCGGCGUUCGGCGCGAAGCUCGCCGAGAUCCUGACGUCGGCGCCGCGCGGGGCCGGCGACGUCGAGCUGACGUGGGUGGCCUUCGGCGGCGCCUACGACCUGGCCUACCUCGUCAAGAUGCUCGACGGCGGGCAGCCACUGCCGGAGACGAGGCAGGGGUUCGUGGUGCGGGUCAGGGAACUCCUCGGCGGACGGGUGUUCGACGCCAAGUUCAUGGCGGAGAACUGCGGCCGCGCGGACCUGCGCGGCGUCGGCCUCAGAAGCGUCGCCGCCAACCUCGGCGCGGCGAUGCCCGUGGAAGACCUGCCGUGGCUCGCCGGCACGAAGAGCAUCACCGCCUACCGCAUACAUACGAUCUUGAGAUUGCACGUCCUCUCGCAGGACACUGCCGCUGGCUUCGAGGGAAUAAUCGACGGACUACAGUGA
Messenger RNA from Miscanthus lutarioriparius, 699 nucleotides. NCBI's taxonomy places the organism in Eukaryota, Viridiplantae, Streptophyta, Magnoliopsida, Poales, Poaceae. The record is from the annotation of a GenBank genome assembly.